Racocetra persica is the source of this 1278-nucleotide messenger RNA. The record is from the annotation of a GenBank genome assembly. NCBI's taxonomy places the organism in Eukaryota, Fungi, Glomeromycota, Glomeromycetes, Diversisporales, Gigasporaceae.
GAUUCUAUUGAUAGAAUGCUAACUAAGAAAACAGGAAAAGCAAUUCGAAAUUAUAUUAAUGAUUUCCUUUCUAAUAAUCAAGUAAAUUUUAAAAAAUCUCGCUUGACAGAAUCUGUUAAUAGUUCAAUAUUAAUUUUAGCUGAUUCAAAGAUAAAUAAAGUUGAUCACAUUACUGAUUUGCCUAACGAAAGAGAGGAUGAGUCUGAGCAAUUCGACACACGUAAUUUAUUGACUAAGAAGCGACAUUCUUGGGAAAAUGUUAUUAAAGAGAUCGAUAUAAGAAAUGACUCUAAAAAGGAUUGGAUUAUUGAUAAAUAUAAUCUCUCAACUGAAUUUCGUAAUUUUCAACUAUCAACAAUCCGAGAAAUUGAAAAGAUCCCUUUUCUGUCCUUUAAAACUGAUCUUCAUAAGAUUCUUUGCCUGUCCAACAUAAUGCUUAUAGAGCAGACAAGGCCGUUGUAUCUCACCUGCGUUGAAACAGUUUGGAGCCAAAUAUGCCAAAGACAAGUGCCUCCAAGUUUGCCAGAUGUGGUCCAAAAUAUGAUUUUGGAAUAUUCUAAACUAUUGAAUGCAUUCACACCAAUAGUUGAUAUUCAGAAGACUUGGUGUAGAAAUUUUUCAAAAGUUAACGAGUUGAGCAACCAAGAUGACAUAGAAAAAUUUUGUGGAAUUCAAAUUAUUUUACGUAAUUUUUUAUUACUGAACCUCAAAGCCAAUAAUGACAACGAAGACACCUUCGUUCAUGACAUGUUGCACGAUUUGCUAAAAGAAAUCUUUCGCGAUCCAAUUUUUGAGUUGAUCUGGGCCAACAGUGAAAGCGCUUCGUCAAAAAAUCGACGUCGUAACAAUAAAGAAAAUUCGCGAGGUAAAAAACCGGAUUUUAAGCUCCUAGUGAAUACAAAUGAUGAGAUUCUCUUUGGCGAAGUCAAAUCACCAAAAUAUAAAAAUCUAUCUUCAUUGGUUUGUCAAGAUUUUGUCAAGCUUGCAAAUUUUCAAUCCGGAGUGCAAAUCCGAAUUUAUCAAAUGGACUUAGAAUAUGAUGGGUUGUACAGGAUGUAUCUGGUCGCAGACGUAGUUUUACCCACUCAAAAAUCCCAAUUCAUAAGUCUGGUGCCAAUAUUGGAGGCAUUGUACAAUGUAAAAGAUUCCGUUUCUAAAGUUUUGGAGGUAAUUACCUCAGACACUUCGCAUAUUUUAUCUCGCUCCGAUUAUUGCAGAUUACCCCCACCCUCACCGGAAUUUGUCCAAGUUUCGGUUGUAAUUUCUAACGAAAGAUAG